Messenger RNA from Fulvia fulva, 588 nucleotides. RefSeq lists its product as uncharacterized. The record is from RefSeq and is a predicted model, not a curated record. The transcript has 3 exons. The coding region runs from base 1 to 588 and encodes 195 amino acids. Lineage: Eukaryota; Fungi; Ascomycota; Dothideomycetes; Mycosphaerellales; Mycosphaerellaceae.
AUGACAUUCGUCCAAGAAUUCAACUCAUGGUUCGCUCCAACAGCGCCUACAGGCAUGUACGCCUCGGAUCCCCCCAAGAUCGGGACUGAAGCACCUCGCCCAGCAAAACUCGCCAUAGAACCCAGCAAACAGACCAUAAUCGCAUUCCUCCGCCACUGCGGCUGUCCCUUCGCCGAGAAGACCUUCCUGAAUAUGCGAGAAGCCGCCCGGACGCACAGCGACAUCGAUUUCAUUGCGGUGUCCCAUUCGGAGGAGGAGCAUACGCAGAAGUGGUUGAAGAGUUUACCGCAGUAUGGUAGUGACCCUGGGAACUUGCGAGUUGUAACCGACUCCGAACGCGAAGCAUACGGCGCCUACGGUCUCGGCACAUCUGGCUGGGCCCACGUUCUGGCGCCCUCAGCAUUGUCUAGUGUAUUUCAGCUGAGCAAGGAUGGGAUCUCGAAUCGACCCACUGAGAGCGGGAGUCGGUGGCAGACGAGUGGAACGUAUGGAAUCGGGGCGGAUGGUAUGAUCAAGUGGGGAGGGCCGGCGAGUAGGAGUGAUGAUAUGCCGGAUUUUGAGGAGGCCGUUAGAGAGCUGGGGGAGUAG